AUGAUUUAUGGUAAACCAAGUGAUUAUGUUCCACGGGAACUGUUAAAAUCUAAAAAUGGCAAACCCGCUGAUCUUAAAAAGUCAAUGAAUUUUGUUAAAAAUGAGAAUGAAAAUUGUUCAAAUGAAUUAGCUGGCAAAUCCGAACAAGUAAAUGAGACAGAAACGGAAAUAGAAAAGGAAACAGAACCAGUUAAAAUAUCCACAGAGGAGAUCGAAGAAAGAAAACCUGAUGUAUUGACUAAUAAACUUGAAACAUCUGUUUCAAGUGACUCAGAAAUCAGCUCUGGUGAUUCGGGAAACUAUUCUUGUAUGCCUGAAACAUCGAAUGAUACAUCAGAAACUCAUGAUAAAGAUGAAAAACUUGAUAUUUUUUAUUGUGAUAGUGAAGAAAUUGAUAGACAUGGGUCCUCUGAUGAACCUGACAAUCAAAUGGCAGAUUCUGGAACAUUAGAUAAUGAGCAUAGCUCUUCCAAAGAUUCUGAUUGUGAUGAGCAAUUAGAAUCUCGCAACGUUGCAGCCAAAGAGAGUCAAAUAGUUUCAGACAUAGACUGCUCAUCAUCUGACAAACCAGAAUCAGUUGAUGUCAAGGACUCAGAAGUUGAUAAAGCUGAAAAAGAGAUACCCGUGGAAACCAACUCUGAAGAAACUCAUGAGAUCUCGGAGCCUGAAGAAAAAGGAUCCAUGGAAAUCAAUUCAACAGUUGAUUCAACUGAAGGAGAGAUAUUUGUGGAAACUUUUUCUAGGGAAACUCCUGAGAACAUAUUUUCUGAGGAAAAGGGAUAUGUGGAAAUCAAUUCAACAGAUGAUUCAACUCUCGACCCCAAAGGAUCAGAUUCUAAAGAAUAUGUUUCAAAUGAAGCAAAGUCUACUGAAGCUGUUUCUUCAAAGAAAAACCAGUCACGUAAAAACAGAAGAUCAUGGAAAAAGAAAGUUAAAAAGGAAAACCCGUCUCUCCAGCAAACUGAAUCUUAA
This is a messenger RNA of Helianthus annuus (common sunflower), 972 nucleotides long. Its product is annotated as putative surface protein SACOL0050. The record is from RefSeq and is a predicted model, not a curated record. Bases 1 to 972 code for a protein of 323 amino acids. Lineage: Eukaryota; Viridiplantae; Streptophyta; Magnoliopsida; Asterales; Asteraceae. The transcript is spliced from 2 exons.